AUGCCACAAAAGCUAGUCAUCAUUGGUGCUGGAUUUGGUGGUGUAUGGAGCGCGCUAUCAGCCAAGCGUCUUCUGGGUCUCGCCAACAAGCAGAAUGAGAUCGAGGUCGUCGUCGUUGCCCCCAAACCAACCUUGGUGAUGCGCCCUCGACUCUACGAGUCCAACGCCUCCAGUCUGGUUCACCAUCUCGAUGUGCUAUUUGAAGAAGCCGGCAUCAAGUUUAUCUCCGGUAUUGCGCAUGCCAUCCACACCGAAGAGCACACCGUCGAUAUCAAGUCUGCUUCUGGUCUCGAAACAACAGUCAACUACGACCGCCUCAUUAUUGCCGCUGGAAGCUCUGUUAAUCGACCCCAAGCAAUCAAAGGUAUUCAAGAGCAUUCCUUUGAUGUCGAUUCUCUCGAAGGAGCUGUCAAGCUGGAGGCACACCUUGAGGGCCUUGGCGCACAGGGCGCAAGCCCAGGCCGCGAUACCGUUGUCGUGUGCGGCGCUGGUUUCACAGGCAUUGAAAUCGCCGCGGAGCUACCUCGACGACUUGCUCACAUUCCCAAUGCACGCGUCAUCCUGGUCGGAAACGCGAAUGAGGUUGGCCCCGAUUUUGGAACUGAGCCGCGUCCCGCAAUCGCGUCGGCUCUGGCAGAUCUCGGCGUUGAAUUCAAGCUCGGAUCUGGAGUCGCCGCAGUUGAUUCAUACGGUAUUACUCUCGCAAAUGGUGAGCGUCUCGAAACAAAGACAGCUAUCUGGACUGCUGGAGUGAAAGCUACACCCCUGACAGCACAGAUUCCUGGCCAAAAGGAUGCUAUGGCGCGUCUCUAUGUCGAUCAGCAUCUCCGCGUCUCGUCUGCAGAUGGCGUUUUUGCUACAGGCGACGCCGCCUGUGCCAUUGCCGAUGGCAAAAGCCAAUAUGCUUUGAUGUGUUGUCAACACGCCAUUCAGCUCGGCCGGGUGUCAGGUCACAAUGCUGCUGCUGCGCUCCUGGGUGAGCCUCUCAUCGACUAUUCACAGGCUGCAUACAAUUGCUGCCUUGAUCUUGGGGCCUGGGGUGCGCUGGUUGCCAGUGGCUGGGAUAGAGAAACCAUCAAGCUUUCUGGGGAUACUGCGAAGCGAGUGAAGUGCUACAUCAACCAAAAGUUGAUUUAUCCUCCCGACAACGCUCAGGAAGCUCUCGACUCGGCUGAUCCUGUUGGUUUUGACUCUGAUCAGCUCUUCGAACAGCUAACUCAGAUUGCUGGAUAA
Molecule: messenger RNA, 1233 nt
Organism: Penicillium olsonii
Lineage: Eukaryota; Fungi; Ascomycota; Eurotiomycetes; Eurotiales; Aspergillaceae
Source: the annotation of a GenBank genome assembly